UCUCAAGGAAGCCGAAGCUGUCAUACCUCAAGUGUUGGAGAAAAAUUGUACCUUCAUUUGGAUAUAUACACACACACACACACGCUAGUGAGGAACUGUCACAUGUGAAGUUUAGUGUGUGAAAGUUGAUAGAGGGAGAAACAUGGAAGAGGAAAACUUGAAAGGUGAAGAGGCAUUCAGAAAUACAAGUGUGCCAACAUCGUCAAACCAGAUCACAUUGAGGUCAGUGGUGACAAGCUUUGUCCUGAGUGUGGUGUUCAUCUUCAUUGUGUGCAAACUCAACUUCACCACAGGAAUCAUACCAUCCCUCAACGUUGCAGCAGGGUUGUUGGGUUUUGCAGUGAUCAAAUCCUACACUGUGCUUCUCAGCAAGUGUGGUCUUCUCAAGCAACCCUUCACUCGCCAAGAGAACACUGUCAUCCAAACUUGUGUUGUUGCCUCCUCUGGAAUUGCAUUCAGCAGUGGCACAGGAAGUUAUCUACUUGGUAUGAGCCCAUAUAUUGCAUCACAUGUUGACGAGGGGAACACACUCAUCAAUACAAAGAGUCUAUCUCUUGGUUGGAUGAUUGGUUUUCUCUUUGUUGUUGGCUUUGUGGGCUUGUUCUCUAUUGUGCCUCUAAGAAAGCUGAUGAUAUUGAAAUACAAAUUGACAUAUCCUAGUGGAACUGCGACAGCUCUCCUCAUUAAUAGCUUACACACACCAAAAGGUGCAAAGCUAGCAAAGAAGCAGGUUGCUUUGCUUUUCAAAAGCUUUUGUGGCAGCUUUGGAUUUUCUUUCUUCCAGUGGUUUUUUGCUGCAGCAGAUGAUUGCGGAUUUGGUAGCUUUCCCACAUUUGGUCUCCAAGCAUAUAAUAAUAGAUUCUACUUUAGUUUCUCAUCUACCUAUGUUGGAGUUGGAAUGAUAUGCCCUUACAUGGUAAAUGCAUCUUUGCUUCUUGGAGCAAUAAUCUCAUGGGGUAUUUUGUGGCCCUGGAUUGAGGGAAAGAAAGGAAUCUGGUAUGAUGCACAUCUACCUGGUAGCAAUCUAAAAGGCGUCCAAGGAUAUAGGGUCUUUAUUGCUAUUGCUAUGAUGCUUUGUGAUGGUCUUUACCAUUUUUUUAAAAUUCUAAGUAGAGACUGUAUUUCGGGUUAUCAUCAAAUCAGAAGGGACCAGCUUCUACCUCUGUCAAACUCUGUUAGCCCUGGAGAUUUUGAUCAAGACUCAAAUAUGGAUUAUGAUAAUCAGCUCCGUAAGGAGUACUUUUUGAAUGAUCAGAUUCCAUUUUGGGUUGCUAUCACUGGCUAUGUAGUCCUUGCUACUGUUUCCACCAUAAAUGUGACUCAUAUUUUCCCCCAACUGAAAUGGUAUCAUAUAGUUGUUGCUUACCUUAUUGCUCCAGUUCUGGCUUUCUCCAAUGCUUAUGGAUGUGGCCUCACAGAUUGGUCUUUGGCAUCAAAUUAUGGCAAAGUUGCAAUCAUCAUAUUCAGUUCUUGGGUUGGUCUUUCCAAUGGAGGAAUCAUUGCUGGCCUUGCAUCCUGUGGUGUCAUGAUGAGCAUUGUUUCUACAGCUUCUGAUUUGAUGCAAGACUUCAAAACAGGAUACAUCACACUGGCGUCGCCUCGCUCUAUGUUCUUAAGCCAAGUUUUAGGCACAGCCAUGGGUUGUUUCUUGUCACCUUUGGUCUACUGGUUUUUCCACAAAGCCUACACAAUUGGGGACCCUAAAGGCUCUUACCCUGCACCUUACGGUGAGAUUUUCCGCGGGAUUUCGCUUAUUGGAGCAAAGGGUUUCUCUUUUCUUCCUAAGCAUUGUCUUCAAAUAGCUAUCAUAUUCUCUUUCAGUGCUGUGGUUAUUAACAUAAUACAUGAUCAGUUAAUGUAUUAUGAAACCAAGUACAAGGUAUACAGGUUUAUUCCAAACCCCAUGUGCUUGGCUAUCCCAUUCUAUAUUGGUGGAUACUUUGCUAUUGACAUGUGUGUUGGAAGCUUGAUUCUCUAUGUGUGGGAGAAGAAGAACAAGGAGAAAGCAAAGGAUUAUGCUCCUGCCGUGGCAUUUGGGCUCAUAUGUGGUGAUUCAUUAUGGAGUGUACCUGCUGCUGUGCUUGCUCUUGUUGGAGUUAACUCACCAAUUUGCAUGAAGUUUUUGUCUACUGCUGUGAAUGAAAAGGUUGACAAUUUGUUGAGUGGUGGUAGGUAG
Messenger RNA from Lotus japonicus, 2176 nucleotides. RefSeq names its product probable metal-nicotianamine transporter YSL7. Bases 143 to 2176 code for a protein of 677 amino acids. Lineage: Eukaryota; Viridiplantae; Streptophyta; Magnoliopsida; Fabales; Fabaceae. The transcript has 11 exons. The record is from RefSeq and is a predicted model, not a curated record. Gene Ontology annotation, cellular component: membrane. Gene Ontology annotation, molecular function: oligopeptide transmembrane transporter activity.